AGCACCCGCGCCGCCAGAGCGCCGGGGCCGGCUUCACUGCCCCGCCGGGCGCGGGCAGAAGUUCGCGAGAGGGGAGUCCGACUGCGAGGUGAGCCAUGACCACUCUGCUCUUGGUCCUGGUGGCUCUGAGAGUCAUUGCGGCAGCCGUCUCUGGGGACAUCUCAGACCUUGACAACGCGUUGAGUGUGAGCAUCCCCCAGCCAUCCCCAGUGCGGGCCCUACUGGGGACCUCGCUGACCAUCCCCUGCUACUUCAUCGACCCCGUGCACCCCGUAACCACCGCACCUUCCACGGCCCCCCUCACCCCGAGAAUCAAAUGGAGCCGGAUCUCCAAGGACAAGGAGGUGGUGCUGCUGGUGGCCAACGAGGGACGUGUGCGCAUUAACAGCGCCUACCAGGACAAGGUCUCGCUGCCCAACUACCCGGCCAUCCCCAGUGACGCCACCCUGGAGAUCCAGAGCCUGCGCUCCAACGACUCCGGGAUCUACCGCUGCGAGGUGAUGCACGGCCUUGAGGACAGCGAGGCUACAUUGGAGGUGGUGGUGAAAGGUGUUGUGUUCCACUACCGGGCCAUCUCCACGCGAUACACCCUGGACUUCGACAGGGCGCAGCGGGCCUGUCUACAGAACAGCGCCAUCAUCGCCACCCCAGAGCAGCUGCAGGCUGCCUACGAGGAUGGCUUCCACCAGUGCGACGCAGGCUGGCUGGCUGAUCAGACUGUCAGGUACCCCAUCCACACACCCCGGGAAGGCUGCUAUGGAGAUAAGGAUGAGUUCCCUGGCGUGAGAACCUAUGGCAUCCGGGACACCAACGAGACCUAUGACGUGUACUGCUUCGCAGAGGAGAUGGAGGGUGAGGUCUUUUACGCAACGUCGCCAGAGAAGUUCACCUUCCAGGAGGCAGCCAGUGAGUGCCGGCGGCUGGGCGCCCGCCUGGCCACCACAGGCCAGCUCUACCUGGCCUGGCAGGCCGGCAUGGACGUGUGCAGCGCUGGCUGGCUGGCUGACCGCAGUGUGCGCUACCCCAUCUCCAAGGCCCGGCCCAACUGCGGCGGAAACCUCCUGGGCGUCAGGACCGUGUAUGUGCACGCCAACCAGACGGGCUACCCUGACCCCUCGUCCCGCUACGACGCCAUCUGCUACACAGGUGAAGAUUUCAUGGACAUCCCAGAAAACUUCUUUGGAGUGGGCGGUGAGGAGGACAUCACGGUCCAGACGGUCACCUGGCCUGACGUGGAGCUGCCUCUGCCCCGGAACAUCACUGAGGGCGAAGCCCGAGGCAGCGUAGUCCUCACUGCGAAGCCGGUCCUGGACGUCUCCCCCACUGCGCCGCAGCCCGAGGAGACGUUCGCCCCUGGCGUUGGGGCUACCGCCUUCCCCGGGGUGGAGAACGGGACUGAAGAGGCCACCCGGCCCCGCGGCUUUGCCGACGAAGCCACCCUUGGCCCAAGCUCUGCCACGGCCUUCACGAGCGCGGACCUGGUGGUGCAGGUGACCGCUGCCCCUGGUGUGGCUGAGGUCCCUGGACAGCCACGCUUGCCAGGGGGGGUCGUGUUCCACUACCGCCCGGGGCCCACCCGCUACUCACUGACCUUCGAGGAGGCCCGGCAGGCCUGCCUGCGCACAGGGGCGGCCAUGGCUUCGGCGGAGCAGCUGCAGGCCGCCUACGAGGCCGGCUACGAGCAGUGUGACGCCGGCUGGCUGCAGGACCAGACCGUCAGAUACCCCAUUGUGAGCCCACGGACUCCCUGUGUGGGCGACAAGGACAGCAGCCCGGGGGUCAGGACCUACGGCGUGCGUCCACCAUCAGAAACCUACGAUGUCUACUGCUACGUGGACAGGCUCGAGGGGGAGGUGUUCUUUGCCACGCGCCUUGAGCAGUUCACCUUCCAGGAAGCACUGGAGUUCUGUGAAUCCCACAACGCCACACUGGCCUCCACUGGCCAGCUCUAUGCCGCGUGGAGCCGUGGUCUGGACAGGUGCUAUGCAGGCUGGCUGGCCGAUGGCAGCCUCCGCUACCCCAUCGUCACCCCGCGGCCUGCCUGCGGUGGGGAUAAACCCGGUGUGAGAACCGUCUACCUCUACCCCAACCAGACGGGCCUCCCGGACCCACUGUCCCGGCACCACGCCUUCUGCUUCCGAGGUACUUCAGAGGCACCCUCCCCAGGGCCGGAGGAGGGUGGCACAGCCACACCUGCAUCUGGCCUGGAGGACUGGAUUGUCACCCAGGUGGGGCCUGGCGUGGCUGCCACCCCCAGAGCAGAGGAGAGAACCGCAGUCCCCGGCUUCGCCACUGAGCCAGGAAACCAGACAGGAUGGGAAGCAGCCUCCAGCCCAGUGGGCACAUCCCUGCUGCCAGGGAUCCCUCCCACGUGGCCUCCAACUGGCACGGCAGCCGAGGGGACCAUGGAAGGUCUUUCCACAGCCGCAAUGCCUUCUGCCUCUGAGGAGCCGUACACACCCUCAUCGCUGGUGGCCAGGGAAACUGAGUUGCCAGGUCUUGGGGUGACAUCUGUGCCCCCCGACAUGAGUGGAGACUUCACAAGCAGUGGAGAAGCUUCAGGACUCUUUGGCCCCACCGGGCAGCCCCUGGAGGGUAGUGCAAGUGGCCUGCCCUCUGGAGAGCUGGACUCCGGCAGUCUCACCUCCUCAGUGGGAUCAGGUCUGCCUAUUGGAAGUGGACUGGCCUCAGGUGAUGAAGACAGAAUUCAGUGGUCCAGCUCUACUAAGGUUGGUGGAGUGACUUCUGGAGGAGAGAUUCUAGAAACUUCUGCCUCAGGAGUUGGGACUGACCUCAGCGGGCUUCCUUCUGGGGCAGAGAUUCUAGAGACUUCUGCCUCAGGAGUUGGGACUGACCUCAGUGGGCUUCCUUCUGGAGGAGAGAUUCUAGAAACUUCUGCCUCAGGAGCUGGGACUGACCUCAGUGGGCUUCCUUCUGGAGGAGAGAUUCUAGAGACUUCUGCCUCAGGAGUUGGGACUGACCUCAGCGGGCUUCCGUCUGGGGCAGAGACUCUAGAGACUUCUGCCUCAGGAGCUGGGACUGACCUAGGUGGGAUUCCUUCUGGAGGAGAGAUUCUAGAGACUUCUGCCUCAGGAGUUGGGACUGACCUCAGUGGGCUUCCUUCUGGGGGAGAGAUUCUAGAGACUUCUGCCUCAGGAGUUGGGACUGACCUCAGUGGGCUUCCUUCUGGGGGAGAGAUUCUAGAGACUUCUGCCUCAGGAGUUGGGACUGACCUCAGUGGGCUUCCUUCUGGGGGAGAGAUUCUAGAGACUUCUGCCUCAGGAGUUGGGACUGACCUCAGCGGGCUUCCUUCUGGAGGAGAGAUUCUAGAGACUUCUGCCUCAGGAGUUGGGACUGACCUCAGCGGGCUUCCUUCUGGAGGAGAGAUUCUAGAAACUUCUGCCUCAGGAGUUGGGACUGACCUCAGCGGGCUUCCUUCUGGAGGAGAGAUUCUAGAGACUUCUGCCUCAGGAGUUGGGACUGACCUCAGUGGGCUUCCUUCUGGGGGAGAGAUUCUAGAGACUUCUGCCUCAGGAGUUGGGACUGACCUCAGUGGGCUUCCUUCUGGGGGAGAGAUUCUAGAAACUUCUGCCUCAGGAGUUGGGACGGAACUCAGCGGGCUUCCUUCUGGGACAGAGAUUCUAGAGACUUCUGCCUCAGGAGUUGGGACUGACCUCAGUGGGCUUCCUUCUGGGGGAGAGAUUCUAGAAACUUCUGCCUCAGGAGUUGGGACUGACCUCAGCAGGCUUCCUUCUGGAGGAGAGAUUCUAGAAACUUCUGCCUCAGGAGUUGGGACUGACCUCAGCGGGCUUCCUUCUGGGGCAGAGAUUCUAGAGACUUCUGCCUCAGGAGUUGGGACUGACCUCAGCGGGCUUCCUUCUGGGGCAGAGAUUCUAGAGACUUCUGCCUCAGGAGUUGGGACUGACCUCAGCGGGCUUCCUUCUGGGGGAGAGAUUCUAGAGACUUCUGCCUCAGGAGUUGGGACUGACCUCAGCGGGCUUCCUUCUGGAGGAGAGAUUCUAGAGACUUCUACCUCAGGAGUUGGGACUGACCUCAGCGGGCUUCCUUCUGGGGUAGAGAUUCUAGAAACUUCUGCCUCAGGAGCUGGGACUGACCUCAGCGGGCUUCCUUCUGGGGGAGAGAUUCUAGAAACUUCUGCCUCAGGAGCUGGGACUGACCUCAGCGGGCUUCCUUCUGGGGCAGAGAUUCUAGAGACUUCUGCCUCAGGAGUUGGGACUGACCUCAGCGGGCUUCCUUCUGGGGCAGAGAUUCUAGAGACUUCUGCCUCAGGAGUUGGGACUGACCUCAGCGGGCUUCCUUCUGGGGCAGAGAUUCUAGAGACUUCUGCCUCAGGAGUUGGGACUGACCUCAGCGGGCUUCCUUCUGGGGGAGAGAUGCUAGAGACUUCUGCCUCAGGAGCUGGGACUGACCUCAGCGGGCUUCCUUCUGGAGCAGAGAUUCUAGAGACUUCUGCCUCAGGAGUUGGGACUGACCUCAGUGGGCUUCCUUCUGGAGGAGAGAUUCUAGAGACUUCUGCCUCAGGAGUUGGGACUGACCUCAGUGGGCUUCCUUCUGGAGGAGAGAUUCUAGAGACUUCUGCCUCAGGAGUUGGGACUGACCUCAGUGGGCUUCCUUCUGGGGGAGAGAUUCUAGAGACUUCUGCCUCAGGAGUUGGGACUGACCUCAGCGGGCUUCCUUCUGGGGGAGAGAUUCUAGAGACUUCUGCCUCAGGAGUUGGGACUGACCUCAGCGGGCUUCCUUCUGGGGGAGAGAUUCUAGAGACUUCUGCCUCAGGAGUUGGGACUGACCUCAGCGGGCUUCCUUCUGGGGUAGAGAUUCUAGAGACUUCUGCCUCAGGAGUUGGGACUGACCUCAGUGGGCUUCCUUCUGGGGUAGAGAUUCUAGAGACUUCUGCCUCAGGAGUUGGGACUGAUCUCAGCGGGCUUCCUUCUGGGGCAGAGAUUCUAGAGACUUCUGCCUCAGGAGUUGGGACUGACCUCAGCGGGCUUCCUUCUGGGGUAGAGAUUCUAGAGACUUCUGCCUCAGGAGUUGGGACUGACCUCAGCGGGCUUCCUUCUGGGGCAGAGAUUCUAGAGACUUCUGCCUCAGGAGUUGGGACUGACCUCAGCGGGCUUCCUUCUGGGGGAGAGAUUCUAGAGACUUCUGCCUCAGGAGUUGGGACUGACCUCAGUGGGCUUCCUUCUGGGGGAGAGAUUCUAGAGACCUUAACUUCUGGAGUUGGAGACCUCAGUGGGUUGUCUUCUGGAAAAGAAGGCUUGGUGGGAUCUGCAUCUGGAGCUUUGGACUUUGGCGAAACUCUAGGAAGUGGACAAAUUCCAGAAACAAGUGGCCUUCCCUCGGGACAUAGUGGAGAGUACUCCGAGGUCGACCUGGAAAGUGGCCCCUCCUCCGGCCUGCCUGACUUCAGUGGGCUUCCAUCUGGGCUCCCAACUGUCUCCCUGGUAGAUACUCCAUUGGUGGAAGUGGUCACAGCCACCACUGCACGUGAACUGGAAGGGAGGGGGACCAUUGGCAUCAGCGGUGCAGGGGAAAUAUCUGGACUUCCCUCCAGUGAGCUGGACGUUAGUGGGGGGACCAGUGGAGCUGAGAUUAGUGGUGAAGCUGAUGUUGGUGGGGAGACAUCUGGACUCAUUGUUAGAGGACAGCCAUCAGGGUUCCCCGACACCAGUGGGGGAGCCUCUGGAGUGACCGAGGUCAGUGGACUGUCCUCUGGACAGCCAGAUCUCAGUGGAGAAGCAUCUGGAGUUCUUUUUGGGAGUGGUCCACCAUUCGGCAUAACUGAUCUGAGUGGAGAGCCCAGUGGGCAGCCAUCCGGUUUGCCAGAUUUCAGCGGGACGACGCACAGAAUCCCUGACCUGGUUUCUGGAGCCACAAGUGGUAGUGGUGAAUCUUCUGGCAUUGCCUUUGUGGACACCAGUGUGGUCGAAGUGACACCUACUACACUGAGAGAAGAAGAAGGCUUAGGGUCUGUGGACCUCAGUGGCUUCCCUUCUGGGGAGACAGGGGUGUCAGGCAUGCCUGAGACCAUUGAUGUCAGUGGACAGUCCUCUGGAACAAUUGACUCGAGUGGGUUUACGUCCUUGGCUCCGGAAGUCAGUGGCUCACCAAGUGGAGUAGCUGAGGUCAGUGGAGAAGCUUCUGGGACUGAGAUCAUGAGUGGCCUGCCCUCAGGAGCGUUUGACAGCAGUGGACUUCCAUCUGGUUUCCCCACUGUUUCUCUAGUAGACAGAACUUUGGUAGAAUCCGUAACCCAGGCCCCAACAGCCCAAGAAGCAGGAGAAGGGCCCUCAGGCAUUUUGGAACUCAGCGGUGCGCACUCUGGAUUGCCGGAUGUGUCUGGAGCCCAUUCUGGAUUUCUGGACCCAAAUGGACUACAGUCUGGGCUGGUGGAACCCAGUGGGGAGCCACCACGCACUCCGUAUUUUAGUGGGGACUUUCCUAGCACCCCUGACGUGAGUGGAGAAGCCUCUGCAGCCACAAGCACCAGUGGGGACGUCUCAGGACUUCCAGAAGUUACUUUAAUCACUUCUGAAUUCAUGGAGGGUGUUACUCAACCAACUGUUUCUCAAGAACUUGGCCAAGGACCCCCUGUGACCCAUGUCCCAAAGCUUUUUGAGUCCAGUGGAGAAGCCCUUGCAUCUGGGGACAUGAGUGGAGCUGCACCAACCUUCCCUGGGUCUGGACUAGAAGCAUCCUCCGUCCCAGAAUCCCACGGCGAGACAUCUGCCUAUGCUGAGCCUGGGACGAAGGCAGCUGCUGCACCUGACACCAGUGGAGAAGCCUCUGGGUUCCCUGAUUCUGGUGAAAUCACCUCUGUUUUCCGUGAAGCUGCUGGUGAGGGAGCCUCAGGCCUGGGGGUAAGCAGCAGCUCUCUGGCCUCUCAGCAAGGCCCCAGGGAGGGCUCAGCUUCCCCAGAAGUGAGUGGAGAGUCUACCACCAGCUAUGACAUGGGCACAGAGACAUCGGGCCUGCCUCUGGCCACUCCCACAACUUCUGAAGACAGAGCUGAAGUCAGUGGAGACCUAUCUGGCCGCACGCCGGUGCCGGUGGACGUUGUCACCAAUGUCCCAGAGGCCGAGUGGAUCCAGCACAGCCAGCGUCCUGCAGAAAUGUGGCCAGAGACCAAGUCCUCAAGCCCCUCGUACUCAGGAGAAGACACGGCUGCAACAGCCACCUCUCCAGCCUCUGCAGACACGGCAGGUGAACCAGGGCCCACCACAGCAGCCCCCAGGUCCUGUGCUGAAGAGCCCUGUGGCCCUGGAACCUGCCAGGAGACAGAGGGACACGUCACAUGCCUGUGCCCCCCUGGCCACACUGGCGAGUACUGUGACAUAGACAUUGAUGAGUGCCUUUCAAGCCCUUGUGUGAAUGGAGCCACCUGCGUGGAUGCCAUCGACUCUUUCACAUGCUUAUGCCUUCCCAGCUACGGAGGGGACCUGUGUGAGACCGACCAGGAGGUCUGUGAGGAGGGCUGGACCAAGUUCCAGGGCCACUGUUACCGUCACUUCCCUGAUCGCGAGACCUGGGUGGAUGCUGAGGGCCGGUGUCGGGAGCAGCAGUCACACCUGAGCAGCAUCGUCACCCCGGAGGAGCAGGAGUUUGUCAACAACAACGCUCAGGACUACCAGUGGAUCGGCCUGAAUGACAGGACCAUCGAAGGGGACUUUCGCUGGUCGGAUGGACACCCCCUACAAUUUGAGAACUGGCGCCCCAACCAGCCGGACAACUUCUUUGCCACUGGGGAGGACUGCGUGGUGAUGAUCUGGCAUGAGAAGGGCGAAUGGAACGAUGUUCCCUGCAAUUACCACCUACCCUUCACGUGUAAAAAGGGCACAGUGGCCUGUGGAGACCCCCCCGUGGUGGAGCACGCCAGGACCUUUGGGCAGAAGAAGGACCGGUACGAGAUCAACUCCCUGGUGCGGUACCAGUGCACAGAAGGCUUCACCCAGCGCCACGUGCCCACCAUCCGGUGCCAGCCCAGUGGGCACUGGGAGGAGCCACGGAUCACCUGCACACACCCCACCACCUACAAGCGCAGAGUGCAAAAGCGGAGUUCCCGGACCCUGCAGAGGAGCCAGGCCAGCACGGCGCCCUGAGGGACCUCCAGGUUGAGUCGGAUGCUGAGCCCAGGAGCCCACCAGGCUAAGAGUGCGUCCCACCCAGACGAUGUCCUCUCAUUGCCGCUUUUUGCCAUAUAUGGAAUCCCAUUAAAGAAGAAAAACAUAAAUCCCACACAUGUAAGCACCACACCCCACCCGCCCCCAGAUCACCAAAACUGCAUCUAAUUUGUCCCCCAAACGCCAAAGCCAAGCACUUCCUGCAACCCACGGACUGAGGUUAGAGACAAUCUCCCGUCGUGCCUUUCCAGGGACCAGGGCAGGGACAGGGGAGAGGGGGAGGGGUUAAGUUAAAUAAAGAAGAUUAUUUUUUGUUUCCUGACUUUAUCCAAGAGCAGUGCAAUGUUGGUUAUUUCACCUCCAGGGAGAGCUAGGGAGGUGGGAGGAGGGGCCAGAAGGAGCUGGAAGGGGCAGAGGCCCAGGGGCCGGACCGGAGCCGCAGCUGAAUGUAUUGGAGAAGGAGCUGGGGGGGGGGGGGGUGCCCUCUGCGUGGGGCCAGGGAGCCAUCAGGGGUCAUGCUCCCCUGCAGGGCUCCUCCUCUCCUCUCACCUGGUUCUGCCGCCGGUGGGAGUCUACCUCGGCAGGGCUGGAUGGGGGCACUGCUCCCCUUCCCUACCCCCAUCCCCGGGACCGUGCAGGCACCAGGGUUCCGUGCACCUAUUUAUAUUUUUGGAAACUAAAGAUUAUGAUAAUUAUAAUAAUAAAGACUUUGG
Messenger RNA from Lepus europaeus (European hare), 8851 nucleotides. RefSeq names its product aggrecan (gene ACAN). Bases 96 to 8117 code for a protein of 2673 amino acids. The record is from RefSeq and is a predicted model, not a curated record. The transcript is spliced from 19 exons. Gene Ontology annotation, biological process: cell adhesion. Lineage: Eukaryota; Metazoa; Chordata; Mammalia; Lagomorpha; Leporidae. Gene Ontology annotation, molecular function: hyaluronic acid binding; calcium ion binding.